AUGGCUUGUCCCUACUGUGGUGGAAACAGUAUCGAGUAUGACUCUGGUCAAGGAAACGCAACCUGCACGGGCUGUGGUGCCGUCUUGGAAGAAAAUACCAUUAUUGCAGAAAUCUCGUUCAAUGAAAGCGGAGGAGGAGCUGCAUCGGUGGUCGGAACAUUCGUCGGCGAAGGCAAAGCUGGAGCGCGAUCUAUGGGACCGGGACGGAGACAGACAAGUCAGGAAUCGAGAGAAAAGACAUUAGAUGCGGCCAGGAGACGAAUUACAGCUAUGGCAGUCGCCCUCAAGCUGAACGAACAUCAUGCCGAAGUCGCCCAGCGCUACUUCAACCUUGCCAUCACCAACAACUUUAUUCAGGGUCGUCGAAGUGAACAUGUUGUCGCCUGCUGUCUUUAUAUCGUCUGCAGAAUGGAAAAGACCACCCAUAUGUUGAUCGACUUUUCUGAACUUCUUCAGUUGAACGUGUUCAAGCUGGGAGUGACAUUUCUGCAUUUGACAAAGCAGCUGAAUCUUCAGUUGCCCCUGGUUGACCCAUCACUGUACAUUUCUCGAUUUGCAACAAUGCUGGAUUUCGGUGAGGAUACACAACGAGUCGCCAACGACGCUCUUCGCUUGGUGUCGCGCAUGGAUCGUGAUUGGAUCAGGACUGGUCGUCGCCCAGCUGGUGUCUGUGGCGCCUGUCUUCUCAUUGCUGCCAGAAUGCAUCAUUACAGACGUUCGCAAAGGGAGAUCAUUCAGGUCGUCAAGAUUGGAGAGUCUACUUUGAGGAAACGUUUGGAUGAGUUUGCAUCGACACCUUCAGGUCAAUUAACGGUGUCUGACUUCCGCGAAUUGUGGCUGGAAGAUGCAUCAGACCCACCUGCGUUCACAAAGUCAAGGAAAAAGACUCAUUGGGAGCUUGGAGAAGACGAGGAGGAAGAGGAUGAAGUCAACCAGGAGAUUAUCCGUCGUGGACAGAGGACAUCCAAGAUUGACUUGCAUACCGUCAAGGAGGGCGAGGACGAUGAAACCACUGCUGAGCAUGUUGUCCCUGUGGCUGGCAAGCGGAAACGAGAAACCGAUGAUGAGGGAGACGAAGAAGAGGAAGCAGCAGUGGCUACAGCAAAGAUUGCAGGAGAAGGUGAAGUGGAAGAGGAGGAAGAGGAGGGAGAAGGGGAGGAAGAAGAGGAAGAAGAACUUGAGGAGGAGAUGGAAGCGGCCAUGCACAACCCUCUGAUCAUGCAGGAAGAAGCUCGCCUGGAUGCUGAGGAUGAGGCGCGCAAGUUGAUUCCAUAUGAGCCCUUGGAUGAUGUGGAUGAUGACGAGAUUGACAGCAUUAUCCUGAACGACGACGAAGUCAAGAUCAAGACUCAAGUCUGGAUGGAGUUCAACAAGGAGUACCUGCAGGAGCAGGAGGAGAAGCGUGCACGUAUCGAGAUGGAAAAGAAGAUGGGCAUCUACCACAACAAGAAAGGACGCAAGAAGGCGAAGCGCAAUGUUCAGGGAGCGGGCUCAUCGACGGCAGCAGAGGCAGGAAAGAACAUUUUGCAACCAAAACUGCCUCGGCAAAAGUCGAAAAAGAUCAACUACUCUGCACUGGACAACAUGGACGAGCUCUUCGACACAAAACCAAUCGUAUACGAAUCUGGAUCACCAGCACCCAUCAAGUCUGUCUUUGAAGAACCAGGAUUGGUCCGGACACCUGUUCGGUCACGACAGUCGUCCAUGGGUCCUAGUCGGGAGGGGUCAGCGCGCCCAGGUCGUUUGGCGUCCGUCAGUCGAAUGAUCAAGAGUAAAACGGGUAAUUCUGUAAAGUUUUCGUCCACCCCCACAGGGAGCAGGACGGCUUCGAGGGAGCAAUCGAUGCAGGCGCGCAACAUGGCGUCUAAUGGAUCACAGCGGGAGAAUGACGAGGAUGAGGAUGAGAUUAUUGCGCCUCCCAAGUCGCGGACGAGGGCUGAACGUGAGGCUGAGGCUACCCCUGCGCCAGAGGAGGAGGAAGAGGUUGUGGAGGCCGAAGAGGAGGAAGAGGAGUUACCUGCACAGUCAUGGGGCGCAAUAAUGGGAUACAGUCAGGUCGAGGAGGAGGAUUAUAACUACAACGAUAUGGGCGACGACUGGUGA
Molecule: messenger RNA, 2103 nt
Organism: Linnemannia hyalina
Lineage: Eukaryota; Fungi; Mortierellomycota; Mortierellomycetes; Mortierellales; Mortierellaceae
Source: the annotation of a GenBank genome assembly